GCCAGUUGUAGGAGCAGCUCCGGUGGGUUUGGCGGUGACAGACUGACAGGCGGCGGCUCCACUCACAGCCUCGGUGUCGGGCAGACCCUCCCAGCUCUCUGCGCGUUGGAAGGAAGCGGAAACCAGCGUCGUAAACCUUCUGCUCGUAGCUGCGUUCAGGCUCCUGAGGACGGGGUGUAUAAGCGGCAGCGAGACGGUCGUCGUGUGUCGCCUCCGGAGAGGAAACAGGGAAACGGAUAAACACAGCGAAGGGUUUCUGCCUGUCAACGGUGGCAACAUCGACACGGAAUAUCUCGAGUGGUACCUCACUGUAACCUGUAUGUGAGGUCUAAGCCCUAAAGGAGCGGGUCAUCGACGGGAGGAGAGACUCGGAGAGAAGCAUCUGGCCGCAGAAGCCUGGAUACUGUUGUUUUUAUUUUUUAUUCAGUCGCCGAAAGACGCCUAAGAAGCCGAGCGGUUUCUCUGAGCACGCAACACGACGAACCAUGGAGGCCAUCGCCAAAUACGAUUUCAAAGCUACCGCCGAAGACGAGCUUAGUUUCAAGCGCGGAGACGUCCUCAAGGUAUUAAAUGAAGAGUGUGAUCAGAACUGGUACAAGGCAGAGCUAAACGGAAAAGACGGCUUCAUCCCGAAGAAUUACAUAGAGAUGAAAGCCCAUCCGUGGUUCUUCGGGAAGAUCCCCCGGGCCAAAGCAGAGGAGAUGCUAAACAAACAGAGGCACGACGGGGCCUUCCUCAUCAGAGAGAGCGAGAGUGCACCCGGAGACUUCUCCCUCUCUGUGAAGUACGGAAACGACGUCCAACACUUCAAGGUUCUUCGCGACGGGGCUGGAAAGUAUUUCCUAUGGGUGGUGAAGUUCAACUCGCUCAACGAGCUGGUAGACUACCACCGCUCCACCUCGGUCUCUCGCAAUCAGCAGAUCUUUCUGCGAGACAUAGAGCAGGUCACCCAGCAUCCCACAUAUGUGCAGGCGCUCUUUGACUUUGACCCCCAGGAGGAAGGAGAGCUGGGUUUCCGACGCGGCGACUUCAUCCAAGUCCUGGACAACUCUGACCCCAACUGGUGGAAAGGAGGCUGCCACGGCCAAACGGGCAUGUUCCCCCGCAACUACGUCACGCCUGUCAAUCGGAAUAUGUAAACAGUCAGACCAUGUAUACAACAACAAACCACCACCACCACCACAACAACAGCCAACCAUCACCACCACCACCAUCGUCAUUAUCGUUCUUGAGCUCAUCAGCCUCCCCCUCCUCCCCUCCUUCAUCCAACCAAACCCACCCGACCCCCUCCACCCUCCCUCUCUCUCUACGCCAUCCCACGAUAACAGGAGCAGACAGGAAGAACGCAAACAACCCGAAAGAGAGAGAGAGAGAGAGAGAGAAAAGAGAUAAAACAGGAGUAGUGCUGUCGUAGGCGUCGCCGUGUGGGUGGCAGCUGAGCAGAAAUCAACUUUUACUUGUGCUGAGAAACGUUCACCUCCCCAGUGAACGCCUCGGCGAGGAUUGAACUGUCUUUGAGGGAAAUCUAAAUGCAGAGAAACUAAAGAGUAGUGCACCAACCGUGAAGAUAACCAAAUGAUUCUACCGCUCCCACAGCUGCUUCUGUCUUCUCCGUAACUUCUUAACAUUCUGCCUUUCUUUUGUGUUGUUUAUUUUUUUCCUUUUUUUUUUUGUUUUUUUUUGCCGCAUGUUGUUUUAAUCACCUUUAAAUGAAAAAAAAAAACGCCUACCGAUAAAUCCUAACUCUGUUUUAAAAGGUUACAAAAAAAAGAAAGAAAAAAAAAUUAAAAAAUGUAAAAAAAGAUGAAAUGGUUUUAAAAAAUGUACAAAAAAACAAAAAGAAGAGAGAGAAAGAAGAAAAAAAAAAAGAUGCAAUCUACAGUACAGCAAAGUUUCCAUGUCUGAGAUCAUUGGCACGUGAGCAUUGUACAUCAGCCCGGCGGCUGUAUAAAUAAAUCAACUAUAGAGAGAAUCCAUUUUUUAAGAAUAUAUAUUAUAUAUUUGUAUGUGUUUUGUCUGUUUUACCUCUCAUCACAAAUUGUAUUUUUUUCCAUUUGUAAAUUAUGUUCAAUCUUUUGUUAGUCUGGAUAAGACCUAGUAGCUCUAGAAUGUGCUGAAUUUGUCAGUCAAGGUAUUUUUUUUAUUUUUUUUUGUCUCCUCUGAAUCUAUCUGAGGGAUCUCGGAUAAAAACACAGCAUCAUAUUUAAGGGGUCAUAAAUUCCACAUUCGAAAGAGGUUUCUCUUGUCUAUGAAUGCAAAAAAAAAGAAAGAAAAGUUAGUUCUCUUUAAGAAGAAGAAUCCUGUCCAGGAACGUUGACCAGCAAGUAGAGCCAUGAAUGCUGCAAGAGCUUGUUGUAUGACGGAGCCCUGUACAAAGGUCAGCCACCUUUUUUGUUUUGUUUUGUUUUCUUCAAAGCCAAUGUAUUUAUUGCAGCCAUUUUUAAAAACUUGGGCAGUGAAUGUAGCUGACUGAGUCCACAGACAUUAACAUGAGGGAAGCAAGGUCGGAGAACUGAACUACACACAAACCAUGCAAGGGAUUUAAACAAAGAAAAAAAAAAAAGACAUGCUGAGAUAGUGAUGUUGUCAAUAUUCAUUAUUAUAAAGAGAAUGAUGUGUGAGGAUAUGUACAGGUAGUUAAACAAUGCAUAUUCAGAUGAAAAA
This is a messenger RNA of Larimichthys crocea (large yellow croaker), 2664 nucleotides long. It is a transcript of the gene grb2b, whose product is annotated as growth factor receptor-bound protein 2b. The coding region runs from base 486 to 1139 and encodes 217 amino acids. The record is from RefSeq and is a predicted model, not a curated record. The transcript is spliced from 6 exons. Gene Ontology annotation, molecular function: protein binding. Lineage: Eukaryota; Metazoa; Chordata; Actinopteri; Sciaenidae.